GGCUGGCGCCCCUUAGAGGACAUUUUCAGGAACUGUACGGGCAGGACGGCAGGUCUCCGUUUUCCCAGGACAGGAAGCGAGAGGCCAGCUGGGGAGAGACACGUGUGGGGAGGAGGAGCUCGUCAGAACGCGGGUGGUGUAGUGACAUCCACCCGAUCGCGCUGCUACCGGAGGGGACAGGCCGGCCCUCUUCCAGUAGCCGGCCCUCAGCGCCGGGUCCCCAGCUGCCGCCGCCGCCGCCGCCGCUUCCUGCCGAUCCGAUCCAUGGACGGGGCGAGAGUGGCCGACCUGGCGUCGCUGCUGGCCACCGCCCGGGAGGGGUACCGAAGGGCUUUCGGAGGGGCGGAUCCGACGAUCGCGGUGUCGGCGCCAGGGAGGGUGAACCUGAUCGGGGAGCACACCGAUUACAAUCAGGGCUUCGUCCUGCCUAUGGCAUUGGAAAUGAGAACGGUGCUAGUUGGAAGCCCAAGGGAAGAUGGCAUAAUAUCCAUUGUUACGACUGCGGAGGAAGCGGAAGAACCCAAAAGGGUGACCUUUUCAGUUCCAGGGGCAGGAGGUGUUUUGGAGCCAGGAGAACCACGCUGGGCUAACUAUGUGAAGGGGGUUAUCCAUCAUUACCCAGCUGGCCCACUCCCAGGACUGAACGCAGUCAUAGCUAGUAAUGUUCCUCUAGGCGGGGGUCUCUCAAGUUCGGCUUCCUUGGAAGUGGCCACGUACACCUUCCUGCAGCAGCUGUGUCCAGAUGGCCAGGAUCUGGUUUCUAAGGCACUAGUAUGCCAGAAAGCUGAGCACACCUUUGCAAUGAUGCCUUGUGGAAUUAUGGACCAGUUCAUCUCUGUGAUGGGGAAGGAAGGCCAUGCCUUGUUGAUAGACUGCAGGUCACUGGAGGUGCGUCUGGUGCCCUGGACUGACUCCAAUGUUGCGGUUUUGGUCAUCGACUCCAACGUACGGCACAUCUUGACGGGCAGUGAGUACCCCACACGUCGGCGCCAGUGUGAAGAGGCAGCGAAAGGCCUUGGCAAAGUGAGCCUCAGAGAAGCCAGUAUGGCAGACUUGGAGGAUGCGAAGGGCCGCUUGAGUGAGGAGGUCUACAGGCGAGCCAGGCAUGUCAUUGGGGAGAUAGAACGCACUCUCAGGGCAGCCGAGGCACUGCAGUCUAGGGACUAUCGGAGAUUUGGGCAGCUGAUGGUGGAGAGUCACAAUUCCUUACGGGAUGACUACGAAGUAAGCUGUCCGGAAUUAGAUGAGCUGGUUUCUGCUGCCAUGGAGAUCCCUGGCGUUUAUGGCAGCAGAAUGACUGGUGGAGGGUUUGGAGGUUGCACCGUUACUCUACUGGAAUCUAGAGCAGCUGCGGACGUUCUAAAACACAUCAAGGAAAAAUACAGUGGGACAGCAACUUUUUAUUUUACAAAACCAUCUGAUGGAGCUAAAGUUCAUCUCCUGCCUUGAGAAGGACUUCCACUCUCUACAAAGAUUUGCCUCUGCUCUGUUUAUGAGGGAGAAGGGAAGGCACAAAGAUCUGAGCCAGCUUAUUUGAUUUUUCAGCUCUUGGAACAAAGACUUCAACUUUUUUUAUACAAAAGGAAAUAAUCUUUAAUCUGUGUCAUUUUUGAAAGAAAAAUCAGCACAACUGAUGAAACAUUAAUUUCUUUCUGUUUUUAUAUAGCAGUCUGACAGGAUCUGCUUUCCACUUUCUGCCAGAGAAGGCCUAUUUUACUGUGGUAUUUUUCAGAAAAGAGGCAGAUAUUCAUGGAAAAGUUGAUGAUCGCACUACAUGACAAUAGUGGUUUGUAGUCAUCUCAUUACCAUUUCUGGUUCCUGACAUAAAGGAAAUACUACUACUAACCAAAUUUCUCAGCUAAAAGGGAUUGUAAAAAAUUUGCUAGGAAGCAGGAAACCAAAACCAUGAGUUUUGGGCCUGUCACCACCUGGUAGGCUGGGAUCCCAUGACCCUUGUUCUUAGUCCAGUAAACAUGGGUAACCUUUGGCUCCACCACCAUUUUAAUCUUUCCUUUGGCCAGAAUGGAGAUAGCUCUCUGCGAUUCUUCUGUGCCUCUUGGCUCAGCAACUUCUUUUCCAAUUAAAGUAAAAUUCUGCUUUGUAACAUG
Pogona vitticeps (central bearded dragon) is the source of this 2108-nucleotide messenger RNA. The record is from RefSeq and is a predicted model, not a curated record. Lineage: Eukaryota; Metazoa; Chordata; Lepidosauria; Squamata; Agamidae.